UCGUGUCCAAUUCUGUGGGCAUUUUAAACGCAAUUUCAAGGUUAAACACUAAAAAGCCACCAGUAACACACACGAACCACAGUGCGACACAUGUCAGUUGUGUUUCGUGGAAAUAAAUUGAUUCAUCAACGAAUUAAGUCCAUAUAUUGAAUAAAAAAAUACACAUUUAUCAUGGAGAAGGCGAACGUUGAAGGAGACCUUGUUGAGGAGCAGCAGUUUGUUGUGGAUGAUGUCAGUAAGAUAAUCAAGGAUGCCAUUGAAAACGUUGUUGGCGGUAAUACCUACCAGCAGAAUAAAGUCAACGGUUGGACGACGGGAGUGGUUGAGGCAUGCACAGCAGAUUUGACAAAACUGAUGAAACCAUAUAAAUAUAUUGUGACUUGCACCAUUAUGCAGAAGAAUGGUGCUGGUCUGCAUACUGCGAGCUCUUGCUAUUGGGAUGAUAACACAGAUGGUAGCUGUACAGUGCGCUGGGAGAAUAAGACUAUGUUUUGCAUUGUAUCUGUUUAUGGGUUAGCAAUUUAAUUUUUCAUUAGGAAUUCAAUUUACUUCAAGUGAUGUCCAGCACUACUAUUAGACUAAUAAUUACAGCAAUUAUUUAUUUGUAAUUUUUAAUGCACAGUAAUACAUAUUUUGUUAAAUAAAUGCAAGGAUUAAUUAGGUGUAA
Dalotia coriaria is the source of this 667-nucleotide messenger RNA. RefSeq names its product dynein light chain Tctex-type-like. Gene Ontology annotation, biological process: microtubule-based movement. Gene Ontology annotation, cellular component: cytoplasmic dynein complex; cytoplasm. The transcript has 2 exons. Gene Ontology annotation, molecular function: dynein intermediate chain binding. Lineage: Eukaryota; Metazoa; Arthropoda; Insecta; Coleoptera; Staphylinidae. The record is from RefSeq and is a predicted model, not a curated record. Bases 172 to 525 code for a protein of 117 amino acids.